Messenger RNA from Myxocyprinus asiaticus (Chinese sucker), 4464 nucleotides. RefSeq names its product TBC1 domain family member 24-like. The transcript is spliced from 7 exons. The record is from RefSeq and is a predicted model, not a curated record. Bases 146 to 1837 code for a protein of 563 amino acids. Lineage: Eukaryota; Metazoa; Chordata; Actinopteri; Cypriniformes; Catostomidae.
GCAUGCGCGCACAAUCACAAAUAUGCCCGGUGCCUGACAGACUGUCGAAAGCAAAUCAGCUGGAGCAGCAUGUUUUUCUAUCUUUCUGUCUUUCUCUCUCUGUCUUGCUCUCUUUCUUUGUGAUUGGUGCUUGAGGUCAGAGGUCAUGGCCAGGGAUUGUGGCAUGUUUGUGGACUGGUCUCAGAUGGGUGAUGUUUCUCGCGACGCGGCUCCCGGGAAGACUGAAUAUAAGGAGUUAAAAGAGCUGAAACAACAUGCUCGCUCUGGCCAGUGGGCGAAAAAUCACACCCAGCGUGCUACCGUUUACCAGCAUCUGCUCAAAGCGCUCCCAUGUCGAACCGUCACUCCGGACGCUGAGGUCUACCGGGACAUCGUUGGGAAUUCCACCAACAAGUGUAACCCAUCCGCCUAUCCUUUACCUGAGUUUGUGGAUGUGACAGAGGUACCGCGGUAUUGUCUCAAAGUGGAAUCCGUUGGCUCGGUGCAUGUUGUCAUUUCCUGCGUGGCAGGGCAGUUCCCGGAUAUCUCAUACUGCCCGUCGUUGCCUGCGGUGACUGCGUUGUUGCUGCAUUGGAGCGCAGAUGAAGCACAGUGCUUUGAGAGCGUCAGUCGCAUGUUGGCCUGCAACGAACCGGGUCGGCGUUUGUUAGAUCAGACUUUUCUCGCAUAUCAAUCGUCCUGCAUGACUUUUGGCGACCUCGCGCAUAAAUAUUGCCCUGCUGCGCAUAAGCUGAUCGUUGCCACGGCGACAGAUGUACUGGAGGUGUACUCUGAUUGGCAGCGAUGGGUUCUCGGUGACCUGCCAUUUGAUUAUGCUGCACGCGUGCUGGACGUCUUCUUGGUGGAGGGUUACAAAGUUCUUUAUCGUGUCGCGCUGGCGAUUUUGAAGUUCUACCGCAAGCAGAGCGCAGCCUCUGGAACAGCCCUAACCAAAAAGGACUCCGCAGGGGUCAGAGGUGAUAUCCAGGCAUUUGUGAAGAACAUUGAGAAAUGUGUGACGCCAGACAAACUGCUAGAGAAAGCCUUCUCCAUUCGCUUAUUCAGCCGCAAGGAAAUCAUGCUGCUACAGCUGGCCAAUGAGAAAUCACUUCAGCAGAAGGGCAUCACCGUCAAACAGAAGAGACAAAAUGUGCAGUUAGCGGUGAACGCGGAUAAUUUCAGCUCUGAGAUCGUCAGUGCUAAAGAGAUCAGAGAUAUCUGGUCGUGGAUUCCCGAACGCUUCGCUCUAUGUCAACCACAGCUGCUCUUUACAACAUCAGCACACGGCUGCAGCCUGAACAGGUUUUAUGCACAUUGUGAGGGAUAUGAACCAACACUGAUGCUCAUCAGAACUACUGAUGGAGAGGUGUGUGGGGCCUUCCUGUCCACUGAUUGGGAGGAGCGGAAGAGAGGCGGGAACAAGCUCAGCUUCUUUGGCACAGGAGAGUGUUUCGUCUUCAGAAUGAAGCCUGAGAUGGAGCGUUACGAGUGGGUCAUAAUCAAACACCCGGAGCUAGCGAACGCAACCCAGCCCGUGGGCGAUGAACAGGCCUGUGCAGAAGGCAACGGCACACCACAGUCCCUGGAGAAACCAGCUUUAGACCCGUCGUACCUCUCCCCUUUCCUGUCUGCACGACACUUCAACCUCAACUCACGCAACACCUCCAUGUUUAUGGCGGGAAACGUGGACUCCAUCAUUAUCGGUGGAGGUGAUGGUAACGCUCUCUACAUCGAUUCUGAGCUGAAUCACGGGCGAACCGAGCGCUGUGUGACCUUCGACAACCCGCCGCUGUGCGCCGAGAGCUUCCAGGUGGCACUGCUGGAGGUGUGGGGCUUUAAAGACGCCAUGGCAACAUAGAGCAGCUUGUCACGCUCUUAAGAGAAGAUUUGGAUGAUUAAACGGUGACUGUGGGAUUGUGUUGUGUUGUGUUAGAUGUCUCUUAAUGUUGAUGCUCCUUUAAUGCACUAAAAUCUGACCUGAGCUCCGGCGAGGAUGUUUUAUUGCUUAUAUUUCAAAAUGCAAAACAUGUGUAUCAUUUACGGUGAUGUAUGUAGAUAUGUUUCUAUUUUUACAUUUCAGCAGAAGGCCUGAGUUGGUUUAGUUCAGAAGAAUUGCGAUGCUCUUAUGACAUAAAUGAAGUUUACUUUAGUGUACAGCAAUAUCAUUUUUAAAAUCGCUGUUAGUCAUUAUCAAUAUCUUAAAGAAAUGAGAAACAGCACAGAGAAAGUUUCUCCAUCACAACCAAAUCCCCUCUGUUCCUGUGUGCCAACUGGGAAAAAUCAGCUUUUCCAGGCUCUCUGCAAAAGUGGACCGGAAAACAUGAGAUCUCCAUAGACCUGCAGUCAUUAUAUGUUUAUUGAUUACAAAUUAAAAGUACAUCUGGGGCAUUUUUAAAGGCAUUCCAGUUAUCUUUUAAAGGGAUAGUUUGCCCAAAAAUUAACAUUCUGCACUUAAAUUUUUUUAUAUAUAUAUUUUAGCCUAUUUUUAAGAUUCACGCAUUUCGGUUUCAUAACAAAAUUCAAUAAAAUUGAUUAUGAGUUAGUUUUUUUUAUUAUUAUUUUUUUACUUAAUAUUACUUUCAAAUUCAAUUUGAUCGAAUUUUGUUAUGAACUUGAAAUGCGUAAAUCUUAAAAAAUAUUUUUUAAAUGUGUGAUAUUAUUUACUCACCCUAAUGUCGUUCCAAAACCUGUUUGAUUUUGCCCCAUGGAACACAAAAUGAGAAAUGUUAAAAAAUCAAAUCAUACAGUGACCAGAAGCAGUAAAGCUUCGAAAAGGGCAAAACACAGCACAUAGUCGUACAGACUAUUUUUUAAGAUACUUGUAUUGUGGGGGCCUGCGUAGCUCAGCGAGUAUUGAUGCUGACUACCACCCCUGGAGUCGCGAGUUCAUAUCCAGUGUGACUCCAGCCAGGUCUCCUAAGCAACCAAAUUGGCCCGUUGCUAGGGAGGGUAGAGUCACAUGGUGUAACCUUCUCGUGGUCGCGAUUAGUGGUUCUCGCUCUCAAUGGGGCGUGUGGUAAGUUGUGCGUGGAUCGUGGAGAAUAGCAUGAGCCUCCACAUGCUGCGAGUCUCCGCGGUGUCAUGCACGACGAGUCACGUGAUAAGAUGCGCGGAUUGACGGUCUCAGAAGUGGAGGCAACUGAUACUUGUCCUCCACCACCCGGAUUGAGGCGAGUAACCGCGCCACCACGAGGACCUACUAAGUAGUGGGAAUUGGGCAUUCCAAAUUGGGGAGAAAAGGGGAAUUUGGCUGCUUUGCAGCCCCUGGUUACUGUAUGAUUUUGUUGCAUUGAAAAGAGCAUUGCUAACAUUCUCCAAAAUUUCUUCUUUUGUGCUGCAUGGAAAAAGAAAAAAAAAAUUAUGGGUUUGGAAUGACAUGGAGAAGAGUGAAAAAUGACAUAGUAAAUUUAGCAUCUUAACAUGAGUACACUGUAACAUUCCAUAUCAUUUAAUCAUUUAAUAACAGAAUGUGAUGUAUCAUAUCACUCCGUCCAAAUCCUAACAAACCAUUCAAAACAGGAAGUGAAUCUUCAUUAUAUUUAGCUAAACCUCAACAUUGGAUACAUGCAGGUUUCAUUUUACUAUGAAGUGUAUUAAAAGGAGAUUCUUUAUUUGUUUAUUUGUUCAUUAUUUAAUUGUCUUUUCUUGAGGUAUAUGUACAAAGGCAUAAUCAGCACUAUUUUAUGAAUCUUUUAUUUGCACUUAAUCAACAUUAAUAAGAUUCUAAGUUGAUUCAUGAUAGUAAAUAAUCUAUGAAUGAUCAUCAUCAAUAAUAUAUGGUUUGAUAUCAGUUUCUGGAUAUUAUAAGAUGAUCUCUGAAUUAAUGAUCAAACUUUUGUGUAUGUAUCUUGUGUUCCAUAUCAAGCUGUGUGUGUGUGUUUAUUAUGCAUCUCGUUCAGGACAAGCGGGCCAUCCAAACCAAGUGUGUGUAAUGAAAUGUGUGUGUUUAUCUGUGAUGUAAGGUUGCAAGAAUGAAGCUUAAGUCUUAAAUAUGGACAAAUAUAGUGUCAAAUAUUAAGUAAUCUCUCUCUCUGUUUUAAAUCUCAUAUUUUAUGAGUUUAUCUGCUCAUAGAAGUUGUAAAGGAUUGUUUCACCUUCAAACUGCACUGAAAACCCUAAUAAGUUGACUCUACUCAGAUGAAUUGAGUAACGGCGUCUCCACAGAAAUGCUUAUAUGUGUUUCAGUUGCACAUGCAUAAGGAGAACAGAUAGAUUUAACAGGGUCUUAACCACAGACAUUAAUUGAAUAAUGAAAGCAAGGCAUUGUAGGUUUUUUUAUUUUUUAAGAAAGAUAAUUUCAAGGAACAUAGAAAUGUUAUUUGUGAGCCCAAUACUUGACAUUUCAAGGAAUGUUAAAUUAAGACAACUUGAUUUUUCUCAGUAAUGACAACAUUAGGGUUUACAGUGUAGGGAGUCGUCCAUUCCGAUGAAGUCUGGAAAGCAUAACUGUGCAAGUUGUCAAUAAAAUGUUUUUCAUUUGCUCAA